CCCUCUCUUUCUCUCUAGCAUCUUUUCUUCAUUUUCGUCUUCCAUUUCUCCCUUCUUUCCGAAUACUCAAAGAAACCCACCUUCUUCUUUGGGCUGUUUGCCGGCCGGACUUCCAGUAUUUCGACUUUGGAUUUCAAGUCUUUUGCCCCUUUCAUAAGGGAGAGACUUUCCUGGUUGAAGAAGGAUAUUUUUUGAAUAUAGAAGCUUCCGAAGGAAGGGAGACAGAGAAUGGCUGAGAGUGCUAUUCAAUCCGCCGCAGAAACUCUGACCUAUUUUCUAAGGCAGAAAGAUUUUUACCUUUCCCAUGUAGAUGUGUGGGUCAUGUCACUUCGAAACAAUCUCAAAGCCAUACUCAAAGACGUGGAUGGGAUGCGCGGGUAUAAUGAAAAUGUUCAGCUAAUAGAAGUAGCAAACAACACUAAGAAUGUCAUCGACUCCUUCAUCUUUAAAAUUGCAGAGCAGCGAGGAGAGACGAGUGCUGGAUUGAUGAGUUACCAAUCCACUUUUGAUAGUGGCAUCAAAGACAAACCAGCCAUUGAGGAUCUUGGAAAGAAGAUCUUCGACUUAAAAACAAGGCUCGAUGUCUUGUCCAACAGAUCACAGUACGGCAUCCACAAUAUACAGGCAUCUGGAGAAGCUUCAACUUCUUCGACUCAAAGCCAGAUACUGAGGGAGAAGAGGGCUCCUAUUGUAGAGGAAGCCAAAGCGGUCGGCUUUGAAGACGAGGCAAGGACACUGGUGGGGAGGCUGAUUGCAGGAGAUAUGCGGCGUGUUGUCAUUUCGAUCACUGGUACGGCAGGAACAGGAAAGACUGCUCUUGCAAAGAAAGUUUACAAUGACGUCUAUGUACGGAGUAGAUUCCAUAUUUGUUGUUGGGUGAAUGUGGCUCAAGAAUAUUAUCAAGUGCGAGAUAUUCUUUUAGCAAGCUUUCCAUGUCUCUCAAGAGACAAACCUGAGGAAGCCUUGCGGAGAUACUUGGAAGGGAUGCGGUAUAUGGUGGUAAUUGAUGAUAUAUGGUCCAGAGAAGCUUGGGAUGGCUUGGUUACUGCAUUUCCAGAUUGUGAAAAUGGCAGCAGAGUGCUGCUCACGACUCGUAAUGAAGAAGUAGCAAAGUAUGCAGAUACACAGAGCACACCUCAUAAAUUACAUAUUCUCAAUGAAAAUGAGAGCUGGACAUUGUUUUGCAAGAAAGCACUACUGGAAAAUCCUUCUCCUGCAUGCCCUCCAAAUCUGGUGGCGUUGGGGAGAAGGAUGGUUGCGAAAUGUGGAGGUUUACCUCUAGCAAUCACAGUCUUAGGAGGCGUCUUAUCAAGGAAAGAGAAGUCAGUGUAUAAGUGGGAGAAAGUGCUUAGAAGUGUGGAAUGGUGGGUACAUCAAAGUGAAGAAGAUGCAAUCUCGGGCAUAUUGGCCCUGAGCUACGGUGACUUGCCCUAUUACUUGAAGCCCUACUUUCUUUAUUUUGGAGCAUUUCCUGAACACUCCGAAAUCUUUGUGGACGAAUUGAUUCGGAUAUGGAUAGCGGAAGGAUUCGUGCAGAGAAGAGAAGAAAAAGAUAUGGAGGACGUUGCGGAGGAUUUUGUAGAAGAGCUCAUCAGUAGAAGCAUGAUUCAGGUGUCCGAAAGGAAAAGCAAUGGAAUGAUUAAAAAGUGCCGCAUUAAUAAUCAUCUACGCAACCUUGCGAUUUCAAAAGCAAAGAACGAAAAUUUCCUGUACGUGUAUGGUAACAAAGCACCUACGUCAUCAUCCAUCAUGGCAGACCGACUUGCAAUUACUAGUGGUGACAUCAGCAACUGCAUCUCUCUGAACAGCUCCACUCCACGUCUCCUCUCUUUGUUGGACUUCAAGAGCGAAAGAUUCCUGUACGUGUACGGUAACAAAGCGCCUACGUCAUCCAUCAUGGCAGCCCGACUUGCAAUUACUAGUGGUGACAUCAGCAACUGCAUCUCUCUUAACAGCUCCACUCCACACCUCCGCUCUUUAUUGGACUUCAGCUACGAGACUGACUUGACAGAGAAACUAGCCCUGAAUAUCCUGGGCGGAUCUUUCGAAUUUCUUAGGGUGUUGCAUCUCGAAAGCGGAAAACUCUUACGUCUCCCUGACCAAAUUGGGGACCUAAUCCGCUUGAGGUACUUACGUCUGGAUAUGCCGGAGUUAGAAUAUCUACCAUCCACCAUAAUUCGCCUGUCUAAUUUACAGACUCUUGAUAUACGGUAUUCAGUCAUGUCAGAUUGGCUACUAGAUGAUAUUACGAAGAUGGAACAGAUAAGGCACUUAAUGGUACCCAAUUGUAUGUUCAGCAACGGCAUGCAACUCCAUCACUUGAGCAAUCUCCAGACGCUUAAAACAGUAGAGGCAGGCAGCUGGAUAGAAGAUGGGUUGGAGAAACUGACCAAUUUGAGAGAUUUGGAAAUAAAGGAAAUACUAGGAGAUGUCCAUAUGGCAUUAUCUCGUUCCAUUAGUAAAUUGGUCCACCUUAGAUCAUUGUCGCUAGAUGCACUUUAUCAAUCGUGGAUUCCAGCUUUUGAGUCCUUCUCAAAACAUGAGCAUCUAUAUAAAAUGAUAUUGAAAGGACGCUUAGAGAAAUUACCAGAGCCGCAUGUAUUCCCACCUAACCUCACUCAGCUACACUUGGAGGAGUCCAAAUUAGAACGAGACCCGAUGGUAACACUGGAGAAGCUGCCCAACCUUCGGAGUCUCUGUAUGCGAUGGGCUUACAUGGGAAAGGAAAUGGUUUGCUCUGCUGGAGGGUUUCCACUGCUUGACACUUUGACUAUUAGUGGAUUCAAUGAAUUAGAGGAGUGGAGAGUGGAGGAAGGAGCUAUGCGGAAUCUUAGGUGUUUGGGGAUUUCAUUCUGCAACAGAUUGAAGAUGCUUCCUGAUGGAUUGCGAUAUAUCAUCACCCUUCAAGAAUUGAAGUUGGAAUACAUGUCAGAAGAAUUGAAAGGAAGGGUAAGAAAGAACGAGGGUGAGGAUUGGUUUAAGAUCCGACACAUACCCUCUCUUAUCAUCAAAUAAGAGUAAGGACGUCUUUUUCUUUAUUUAAAUUUUAUUUGUCUUUUCAAUUUUUAUAUAUUUAUUAAAUUUGGAUCCUCUGCCCGCCAUAUCAGCAGGGAUUUCUUAUUUGUUGCAAUGUGAUUAGUGGAGUCAGUGAUAACGUAGCCAUUCACACUGGAACAAGCAGGAAAUCUCUGCUUGUGUCAAAGAGAAGAUCCAGACUCUUAUUUA
Messenger RNA from Magnolia sinica, 3225 nucleotides. Its product is annotated as disease resistance protein RPP8-like. The transcript has 3 exons. Lineage: Eukaryota; Viridiplantae; Streptophyta; Magnoliopsida; Magnoliales; Magnoliaceae. The coding region runs from base 229 to 3015 and encodes 928 amino acids. Gene Ontology annotation, biological process: defense response to other organism. Gene Ontology annotation, molecular function: ADP binding. The record is from RefSeq and is a predicted model, not a curated record.